CGAACGUCGCGAUAGCCCAGCGCGUCUCUUCUGCUGUGACAGCGCCGGGCGGGCGGCUCCGGGCACGGCACGAAUGAGGCGCAUGCGCGGUGCGGGCCGGCGGUGGAGCCCGGCGCGGAUGGGCGGCCGCGGCGCCCCCAGCAGUGGCGGCGGUGGCAGCAGCAGCGAACGGCAGUGGUGCGGAGCGUGGCGCGCGCAGGCGGGAGGUGCCCCGCAGCAGCUGGCGGAACGCUACGCGGACCUGGCGGCUAGCCACGGCGAGGCGCUGCGGGCGCGGGACGAGCGCGAGCGGCAGAACGUGCGGCUGCGCGAGGAGAACGCCCGCCUGCGGCUAGAGAACCGGCGCCUGCGCAGAGAGAACCGCGGCCUCUUCCGCCAGGCGCUGCUGCUAGCGCCCGGCCCCGACUGCGUGAGCGCGGAGGCCCCGCCCCCGCCCGCGGGCCCCGCCCCCGGCCCGGAGGAAGCCGCUGAGCUGCGCGCACAGCUGCGGCGCUUGCAGGAGCGGCACCGCCGCGUCCUCGAGCAGUUGCGGCGGCGUCGCCGCGCCCCGGCCGACCGGCAGGAACCACCGCUGGAGGACGGGGAGCUGGACGCGCUGCUGGAGGAGGAGGAGGAGCCGGAGCCGGAGGAGCCUGAGCAACCGUCGCCGGAGGCGAGGAGCCUGGUGCCCGCCGUGUAGCGCCUGGCCGCACUGGUCCGGCCCACGGGGCCGCCUCAGCCUCUCGCGCGAGGGGUGGGGCAACGGCCGCCACCGCCCCUCCCCCAAGCGGGCGCCGCCCGGGACUGCUGAGGGACUCCCCCGUCGGGCGGCAGUUGCCUGCUGACUAAUAAACGUGUGACGCACCCGA
Molecule: messenger RNA, 848 nt
Organism: Alligator mississippiensis (American alligator)
Lineage: Eukaryota; Metazoa; Chordata; Crocodylia; Alligatoridae
Gene: TUSC1
Product: tumor suppressor candidate 1
Exons: 1
Coding region: 74-679 (201 amino acids)
Source: RefSeq, a predicted model, not a curated record